AUGGCGACCUCCGGGCGGGAUCCCCAGUGGCCAAAGUCUCCCAAUCUCCAGAGAGUCAUCUCUGGUUCACGAACAACAAUAGCACCGAAACUAUGGCAGACAGAGAGAGGGAGUCUGUCUUCCUGGGGCCGUUUUCCCAUGAGCCAGAGAGUGAAAAGUGAUUUCCAGGCAACCUCCUCCUACCUGCUCCACCAAAUCAUAAACCGCUUCCAGGAUCCAGAAACGGAGGACGAGUACGAGGAGGAGCUCGAGGGUGAGGAGCAGUUGGAAUCAGAGGAAUCCUCAGUGUCCGAAAUGCGGGAAUUGGAGGAUGAGUUUGAUGGGGUCCUGAGAGAGGAGGCCAUCGCCGAUUCACUCUACCAGCUGGGUCGCUCAGGCUCCGGAACCGAGCAGGUCUACCUCAAUCUAACACUAUCAGGUUGCGAUUUAAUUGACAUUAGCAUUCUCUCUGGAUAUGUUCACCUACAAAAGCUGGACCUCUCAGUCAAUAAAAUUGAAGAUUUGUCUUGUGUGAGCUCUAUGCCUUAUCUGCUGGAACUUAAUGCUUCUCGCAAUAAACUGACCACGUUCUUCCAGUUUACUCCACCCAAAAACCUUCAGAGGGUGGAUUUUUCCUACAAUCAAAUUUCAGCCAUGUCUGAUCUGUCGGCAUACCAGGCACUCACGAAACUAAUUUUGGACAGCAACGAAAUAGAAGAAAUCACGGGCUUGGAGCAGUGCGUUAGUCUGACUCACCUCAGCUUGGCCAGGAACAGGAUCACCACCAUCAGCGGCCUGUACACGCUGCCAAUCCGAGUGCUCUGUCUGAGCUAUAACCAGAUCGAAAAGAUCACGGGUUUGGAUGAACUAAGAGCCCUGAAUGUCUUGGACUUGUCCCAUAAUCAGAUCAGUAGUCUCCAAGGCUUAGAGAAUCACGAAUUCCUGGAAAUUAUCAACCUGGAAGAUAAUAAGAUUGCUGAGCUGGGUGAAAUCGAAUACAUUGAACACUUACCUCUGCUUCGAGUUCUCAAUUUUUUGAAAAACCCAAUUCAGGAGAAGACGGAUUAUUGGCUUUUCAUCAUUUUCAUGCUGCUACGGUUAACAGAACUAGAUCAGAAGAAGAUUAAUGUGGAAGAUAAGGUGGCAGCUGUGAAUAAAUAUGACCCACCCCCGGAACUGGUGGCAACUCAAGAUCACCUCACUCAUGUCGCUAACAGCGUGAUGCAGCCCCAGAGGAUCUUUGACAGCACACUGCCCAGCCUGGAUGCCCCUUAUCCCAUGCUGAUUCUAGCUGGCCCAGAAGCUUGUGGGAAGCGAGAACUCGCCCACCGCCUCUGCAGACAGUAUAACACUUACUUCCGAUACGGGGCCUGCCAUACCACAAGACCACCUUACUUUGGAGAAGGAGAUCGAGUUGAUUAUCAUUUUAUCUCUCAAGAGGUUUUUGACGAAAUGCGGAACAUGGGGAAAUUCAUUCUAACAUUUAAUUAUGGGAACCACAAUUAUGGAUUAAAUAGGGACACAGUUGAAGGGAUCGCAAGAGACGGCUUGGCAAGCUGUAUCCAUAUGGAAAUAGAGGGUGUAAGAAGUUUGAAAUGCUCCUAUUUUGAGCCUCGUUAUAUUCUGGUGGUACCCAUGAACAAGACAAAAUAUGAAGGAUACUUGAGGAGAAAGGGAUUAUUUAGUCGUACAGAGGUUGAAUAUGCUGUCUCCAGAGUGGAUCUUUAUAUUCAAAUUAAUCAGACGUUACCAGGAUAUUUUGAUGCCGUGAUCAAUGCAGAUGAUCUGGACGUCGCCUACCAAGACCUGAGUCAGCUCAUCAGAGAAUACCUGGGAUUGUCUGAGCACUCUGCUAUGAAUUUGGCUCCCACAGGGGCUCCCUCUAGCAAGAAGACUCCCUCUGGGGUGCCCGCACACUUGGUGCCUUCCCCAAGACGCCUGGCGAGGCUGCAAGCCGACGGGCCACCCUCGGAGCAGCGCUCUGGAAUGCAGCUGGAGGUCCCCGCACCCCACAACCCGUCCCCCUCGCCGGACGGAGAGGGAGCAGCCCCCAGCAGCCCCAGGGGCGCAGAGCCGGGGCUUCCCCAGGAGACUGGAGACUCCGCCCGCCCACAGCCGUCAGACCACCCUGCGAACGCACAGCCGUCCUCUGCGCACCCAGUGCCCAGCCAGGACGAGGAAUCCGGGGAGACCACGGGGACCUCCGCUGCCCCAGCAGCACCGGACCCCCAAGAAGGCCAGGAGGAGGAAGCCAGGCCAGCCGGCCUUCCACCCCCCAGCUCCCAGCCUGACCCCCCGUCUCAGGGAGACUCCCAACAACCUCCAGGGGACAGGACCUCCAAAGCAGCGGCUAUCCGGGCUGGCACCCCCUACCCAGAGCUGCCCCGUCCUCAAGAUGCCACAAGUACGCAGGAGCGCCAGGGCGGGGACGAGGCCGCACCCCCGCCGCCCAGGAGCCGGCUGGCACCCACCAGGCUGCCCCAGCCCCGGGUCCUCGCCCCCCUCCAGAGCCCCAGGCCCACCCCCAAGCUCCUCUCCCCCAGCCGGGACGACACUUUGGGAGCAUCCUCUGACCAGACCCUGACUCCCUCCCCGCGGCCUCUGCUGGCUCCCGAGGGGGACCCCAGUAAGCUGCCCGCCAUCAGCCCCCCGCACUCCCGACCACCCCCCAACCGGAGCCCCCACCCGGGCCCCAGUGCUCAGCAGGCCCAGGAGGAGCCCGCCAAGGAGGUGAAACUCCCUCUCAUCAGCUCCCCGGGCCAGGAGCAGGCCCCCCACCCGCCGCCCCCCGAGGAGGAGGGCCCCCGGGGGGUGAAGCUACCUCGCCUCCCCACGCCCUUCGCGGAGAAGCCGGGACCCCGCGGCGGCUCGCGGGCGCGCCCUGCCCGGGAGAAGCAGACCCCCAAGGCAGGCCGUGCCUCCGGCAAGAGGGCCCCCGACGACGUGCAGGCCUCGCCCCAAGGCCAAGAGCCCUCGAAGGUGGCAGGAGCUAGAAAAAAAAAACUCCCCACGCACCGCGAGACAGCUAACGCGUCCCUAAGGGACACCCCCAGGAGCCGGCGGGCCGCCGGGUCCCCGGCGUCCAAGAGCAAGCAGACACCCCCAAAGAGGCCCGAGCACCCACCCCCCAGCCCUCCCGGGGGCCCUCGGAGGAGCCAGAGCCAAAAAGCCCAAAGCCCCGCCGCCCGCCGACCCUCCCCAGACAGCAGGGAAGCUGCAGGUGCCCCCAGGAAAGGGGGCCAGGCUCAGAGGGCAGCUGCGCCCCGCAAGGGAGCCUCUUCCAAAGGCGAGCAUCCUGGGGGGCCGGCCCAGAGGAAGAAAACCCGGCCCCCCACCGAGGCCAGGCCCAAGGAUUCUGCCCCGGAGGAGCACCCCGGGACAAAGGAGGGGGCUCCCCACCAGGAACGGCCUCCGAAGAGAAAGCCAGCGGCGGACGCCCCCGAGCCGGAGGCGGAGCCCCCCACGCAGCCUCCUCCGGGUGGAGACAGCCCGCGAGCCCCCCAGGACCCCCUCUCCAGCCAGGCCAGCGAGGACUCUGUCCCCCGAGACGGUGCUUCCGGGCAGCCGGCCAGGGAGAAGCGGCCCCGGAAGCAGGGAGCCCCGGGGGACGGAGUCCCCAGCCCUGCCCAGGGCCCGGCGCCCCUGGAGGAGCAGGGCAAGCGGAAGGGCAGGGUGCGCGCCAGGGGCAGCCAGAGCACCAAGGUGUAG
Molecule: messenger RNA, 3687 nt
Organism: Sorex araneus (European shrew)
Lineage: Eukaryota; Metazoa; Chordata; Mammalia; Eulipotyphla; Soricidae
Gene: LRGUK
Product: leucine rich repeats and guanylate kinase domain containing
Exons: 16
Coding region: 1-3687 (1228 amino acids)
Cellular component (GO): cytosol
Molecular function (GO): GMP kinase activity; protein binding
Source: RefSeq, a predicted model, not a curated record